AAUCUCCUCUCGCCAAAACACAAAGCAGACAAGGUAGUAGUACAGGCUUUUGUACGUACGUAGCAGAGGGAGUUCCCAAGAUGGCUGGGGCCUCUGCCAAGGUCGUCGCGAUGCUGCUCUCCGUGCUCGCCACGUACGGCUUCGCCGCCGGCGUCGUCUACACCAACGACUGGCUCCCGGCCAAGGCCACCUGGUACGGCCAGCCCAACGGCGCCGGACCCGACGACAACGGCGGUGCGUGCGGGUUCAAGAACACCAACCAGUACCCGUUCAUGUCCAUGACCUCCUGCGGCAACGAGCCUCUGUUCCAGGACGGCAAGGGCUGUGGCGCCUGCUACCAGAUACGGUGCACCAACAACCCGUCGUGCUCCGGGCAGCCCAGGACGGUGAUCAUCACGGACAUGAACUACUACCCCGUGGCCAGGUACCACUUCGACCUGAGCGGCACGGCGUUCGGCGCCAUGGCGAGGCCGGGGCUGAACGACCAGCUCCGCCACGCCGGCAUCAUCGACAUCCAGUUCAGGCGCGUCCCGUGCUACCACCGCGGCCUCUACGUGAACUUCCACGUCGAGGCCGGGUCCAACCCGGUGUACCUCGCCGUGCUGGUGGAGUUCGCCAACAAGGACGGCACGGUGGUGCAGCUCGACGUCAUGGAGUCGCUCCCCAGCGGCAAGCCGACGCGGGUCUGGACGCCCAUGCGCCGCUCCUGGGGAUCCAUCUGGCGCCUCGACGCCAACCACCGCCUCCAGGGCCCCUUCUCCCUCCGCAUGGUCAGCGAGUCCGGCCAGACCGUCAUCGCCCACCAGGUCAUCCCGGCCAACUGGAGGGCCAACACCAACUACGGCUCCAAAGUCCAGUUCCGUUGAUCCAUCGAUCGAUCUACCUAUGUGCAUGCAAUGCCUUCGUCGUCUUGUGUCGCCGGUCAAGAACGAAUUUUGAUUCUACCGAUCGGCAGUUCGGCACUAGUACUGUACUACGAUUCUGUGUGUGUGUGUGUGUGUGUGUGAUUGCAAUGCAAAUUGCGAACGGAUCAAUUAAGAGCGUUUUUUUCUCUCUCUCUUUUUAAUUUGUAGUUGUGUGUGUCAGCGAGAUGUGUGGGAAAUGGAACAGGGGCAGGGCACGCAGUAUCCAUGUGCUUGCUCUGAACCGCCCACAUUGACAAAUGACCCAAUGCCAAUAUGCCAUAUAUAUAUACCGGAUUGGCAGACUUAUUGUAUUGUGACCAAAACCAAGUUUGUAAUUGAACUGAAUUAAUACGGUGUGUUUGCUUAUCA
This is a messenger RNA of Oryza sativa Japonica Group (Japanese rice), 1274 nucleotides long. Lineage: Eukaryota; Viridiplantae; Streptophyta; Magnoliopsida; Poales; Poaceae. The record is from RefSeq and is a predicted model, not a curated record.